AUGGGCUGCACGGCGUCGAAGCUGGACAAUGAGGACACGGUGCAGCGGUGCAAGGAGCGCCGCCGCCUUAUGAAGGAGGCCGUCUACGCCCGCCACCACCUUGCAGCCGCCCACUUCGACUACUGUCGCGCCCUCCGCAUCACCGGCUCUGCCCUCGCCACCUUUGCCGCCGGCGAGCCCCUCUCCGUCUCCCACCACGCUCCCGCCGUCCUCCUCCGCAACCCCUCUUUCACCGCCUCCGCCAACCCCCCGACCUUCGUCUCUCGGACUCCAGCUUCUCAUCCUCCCCACCGCCCAACCCCCGCGGCCUCCUCCGUCUGGAACUGGGACAACUUCUACCCUCCACCAUCCCCUCCAAAUUCCGAACAUUUCCAACAGCUCCAGAACAAGAAAAACCCUAAGCCCCAAAUCGAUUUCAACAACUCCGACUCAGAAAUCGACGAUCCCUACUCCGAUAACGAUGAUAAAGCUUCGAGCUUCACAUCUUAUUCAAACCCCCACAAACAGACAAAUCAAUAUAAAAACCCUUUCAGCAGCGAUCAUGGUAAGGACCCCCUAGACGACCGUGCGUCUAAUUACUCGUCUUUUUCCCGCUACUCGGACAAUAGCUACGCAAGAAAAGGCCCGGUUGUGAAGAAAGGCUUGAACUUGAAAAGAUGGGAAAAUGAGGAGACUGAGAGAGAAGAAGUUGAGUGCAGUGAGUGGGGGGACCACGACCACUACAGCAGCACAAGUAGCUCGUCUGGUGAGGAGGAGAGGGAGGAUUUGAAGUCAAGAUCCGAUUUUGGGGGCCGUUCGGAUUUUAGGUCGGUGAAAAAUGAGGGCAGUUAUGUGAAGCCAGCUAGUGUGGGGAGCUUUAAGAAUGGGAAUGUGAAUUCCAAGUUCUCGAGCAAGCUGGAAAAGCUGUCGUCUUUGGAUGAUGAUAUUGAUGGCAAGUCUUCAGUUAGUUGGGGGGAUGUGAAUGAUGAGAAGGCGAAUUCUGAGCGUAGGAUUGUAGUGAGGCACAAGGAUCUGGUGGAAAUUGUGGCGGCUAUAAGGGAGUAUUUCGAUAAGGCAGCAUCUGCUGGAGACCAGGUCUCCGAGAUGCUCGAGACGGGCCGGGCCCAGCUUGACAGAAGCUUCAAGCAGCUGAGGAAGACUGUGUAUCAUUCUAGUGGAAUGUUGAGCAACUUGAGCUCGAGCUGGACCUCAAAGCCUCCUCUGGCUGUUAAAUAUCGGUUUGAGCCGAGUUCAAUCGAGCAACCUGGUGGUCCGAAGAGCCUCUGCUCCACUUUGGAACGUCUCUUGGCGUGGGAAAAGAAGCUAUAUCAAGAAGUGAAGGCAAGAGAGGGAGUGAAAAUCGAGCACGAUAAAAAACUGUCCUCUCUCCAAAGCCAGGAAUAUAAGGGUGAAGAUGAGGCCAAGCUGGACAAGACAAAGGCAGCAAUAAAGAGGCUUCAAUCUCUAAUUAUGGUGACAUCUCAAGCUGUUUCGACUACUUCCUCUGCUAUUAUCGGCCUCAGAGACUCUGACUUGGUCCCACAACUUGUCGAGCUUUGUCAUGGGUAAUGCACAAUCACACGAGUAAUUCUUUUAUGAGUAUCUUUUAUGAUAUCAUCAAAUUCAACCAAAAAAAAUAAAAAAAAAUGGAAAGUAAUUCUUCGAUGAGUAUCUUUGCAUGAUGUCAUCACAUUUUCGUGAUUAUAAAAAACGAGAAUCUCUAUGAACCUUGAACUGUGUUUGAAUCUUUGUAUGAUAUCAUUAUUAUCAUCACAUCCAACAAAAAAAAUAAAAAUUCACAGGUUCAUGUACAUGUGGCGAUCGAUGAACCAAUUCCACCAAGUCCAGAACGACGUGGUCCAGCAGGUUCGUGGGCUGGUCCAACAGGCCAACAAGGCCCAGUCCACUUCCGACCUUCAUCGGCAGGCCACACGCGACCUCGAAUCCGCCGUCGCCACCUGGCACUCCUCAUUCUGCCGCCUCGUCAAAUUCCAGCGCGAUUUCAUCCAAUCCCUCCACGCCUGGUUCAAACUCACUCUCAUCCCCAUCAAUAACGAACACCAAAACAACAACAACAAUAAAGACCCGAUUUCAAACUCAUUCGCCUUUUGUGACGAAUGGAAACUUGCCCUCGACCGAGUCCCCGACACUGUGGCCUCCGGGGCCAUCAAGAGCUUCAUCAACGUUAUCCACUCGAUCUCGUUAAAGCAGACAGAGGAGAUUAAAAUCAAGAAAAGGACCGAAAGUUCGUCCAAGGAGCUCGAGAAAAAGGCAUCGUCUUUGAGGAGUAUCGAGAAGAAGUAUUAUCAUUCGUAUUCUAUGGUGGGGAUUGGGCUUCCGGAUAAUGGGCCUGAUGGUGGGGCAGGCCUGGAUGCUCGCGACCCGCUUGUGGAUAAGAAGGCUGAGCUGGCGGCGUGCCAGAGGCGGGUGGAGGACGAGAUGCAGAGGCACUCAAAGGCGGUGGAAGUGACUCGGGCCAUGACGCUCAAUAAUAUUCAGACGGGCCUGCCGGGGGUUUUCCAGGCCAUGACGAGCUUCUCGGGCCUCAUGAACGAGGGGCUUGAGACGGUGUGUAAUCGUGCAUAUGAUAUUUAAUAUGAAAUGCUAUUAUUAUUAUUAUAAUUUUUUUUUUGUAUGUGUGUGUGUGUGUGUGUGGAGUUUGAAGCAAGUAUAUGAUAGAAAAAAAGGGAAGGAAUUUUGUUUUAAUUUUUU
Messenger RNA from Striga asiatica, 2691 nucleotides. The record is from the annotation of a GenBank genome assembly. NCBI's taxonomy places the organism in Eukaryota, Viridiplantae, Streptophyta, Magnoliopsida, Lamiales, Orobanchaceae.